Lasiosphaeria miniovina is the source of this 501-nucleotide messenger RNA. RefSeq names its product Ctr copper transporter. The record is from RefSeq and is a predicted model, not a curated record. The transcript has 2 exons. Gene Ontology annotation, biological process: copper ion transmembrane transport. Lineage: Eukaryota; Fungi; Ascomycota; Sordariomycetes; Sordariales; Lasiosphaeriaceae. Gene Ontology annotation, cellular component: plasma membrane. The coding region runs from base 1 to 501 and encodes 166 amino acids. Gene Ontology annotation, molecular function: copper ion transmembrane transporter activity.
AUGAUGGCCGUCUUCCAGACCUCGCAAGCGACGCCGCUGUACUCGACGGGGUGGACGCCCUCCAGCACAGGCGCGUACGCGGGGACAUGUAUCUUCCUGAUCAUGCUAGCGCUCGCGUUCCGCGGUCUCCUGGCGGCCAAGACGUGGCAGGAGAGCCGGUGGCUGGACGCAGAGCUCAACCGCCGCUACGUGGUCGUCAACGGCAAGGCCCCGCUGGCUGCGACCCUCAGCCGCGACUCCCUGGCCAAGAACCUGGUACUGAGCGAGAACGGGGUCGAGGAGAGCGUCGUCGUGGUCAAGAAGCGCGCCUCCCACCUUCAUCCCUGGAGGUUGAGCGUUGACCCCGUGCGUGCGGCCCUGGAUACGACAAUUGCUGGAGUUGGCUAUCUCCUCAUGAUUGCGGUCAUGAGCAUGAACGUUGGCUAUUUCCUUUCCAUCCUCGGUGGCACGUUUCUCGGCAGCCUCCUUGUUGGCCGGUACACCGCGAGCGUCGAGCAUUAG